AUGGCAGAUAUUAUGAAGAAAUACAAGGCAGUGGUGAAUGAUUUGAAGGGAAGAAUUCAGACGUAUGAAGAUGGUAGUGUGGAUAAAACAGUUGUUCAGAGAUUAGAGAAUAAGAUACGAGAUCUAGAGGCCAGACUUGAUCUAGAGACCACAAACAAGCAUAGAUUAGAGGUCCAAGUGAACAGAAUGAAGGAGCAGGCAGACAGAUUUUCAGAAGAGAAGGAACAAUUGACGUCUGCUAAAUCCCAGGCAGAAGAAAAUAUCAAAAAGGUUCAGAGAAACCUACGAGAUUUGAGAGAAGAAUUCUCAGAUAAAGAAAAUGAAAACAAGGUAGCAGAAUUGGAGGGUGAUUUCGAGCAAAACCAGUCUGACCUCAAACUUGCCUUCAAGAGAAUAGCUGACCUUCAAGCAGCCCUUGAGGAAGGUCUUGACAGUGAUGAUGACUUUUCUGAUAGUGAUGUAGAGGAUGAGGAUUCUGGGUCGGAUAUUGACACUUUUUUAGCGAAACAUAAACGCUCGCCUUUAGGUGCCCGACGGAGAAGUUUAGAGAGUGAUACACGAUCGUCAAGGUUGAACUCGGCAUCAAGUGGCCUCACAGACACACCUUCUAGUCCUAGAUUAACCAAUAGUAUAGAACAUAGUGAUGCCUGACCACACUGCAUCUAGGAGAUGAUUUUUUCAUUUACCAAAUUCCCGGGCACGUGCAACUAAAUCUCUCUACAGGAAAUUUUACUGAGGAUUCAACAGCAACUGAACUUUGACCUUUCAUUAUAUAGGUCAAGGUGAUAAAUCAAAAUAUUGAUAAAUUCUCUGAUUACAUAUAUGGAGAUUAUUAUGUAUAAAGUGGCAGCUUAAUAAAAAGCAGAGAACUAUGUCCUAGUUUUGUGCUUUCAAGGCUUGGCAGACGCCACAUAAUCACAAUUUUGUAAUGUUACUAUUUAUAGUAUCAAAGAUAAUGUAAAAAAGGUAUUAUAUUGAAUAUGCUGGUUUGACUGAUACAAAAAUAGCGAGCUUGAAAAAGGUCAAGUGCCAAAUGUAAAAGGUCAAGGUCAUAAUGUAAAAUAUGUCACAUGACUUUAAAUGAAUUAUAUGACCUUAUGCAAAAUGAAGUGUGACAUUAAAUUUGUGAUACUGUGUUAAUGUGAUUACAUGUAGUAAGGGAAAAAUAAUGUCAACAUUUAACAGUUAUUUGUAGCUUAUUUUCUUAUUAAUUAACAUAUUAUUUUUCAAUUUCUUGUGAUGACAGAUCAUUAAAUGGCAUGCAAACAUACAUCCUUUUCAUGGGAAAGAUAUUAUUAUUGUUCCCAUAACCAUUUGUGUUUGGACAAUAGACAGGUAAAAUUGUCUGAGGGAAGUAAUUUUUCUAUUCCUGGUCAAACCGUAAAGGGGUUUGCUACUUUAAUCAUUUAAUUAUUUUCUUUUAAAAUAUGUAAAUUUUAUUUUUUGGGGAAAUCAGAUGUUUUUCUAAAUUGCCAUUUUAGUAAGGUAAUGAAUGCAUUAAAUACUAAAAUAUAUUUAUGUGAUUAUGUAGUACUAAUGGAACAAUGUUUAAUCAUUUUUAACUUUAUUAUAUUGUAAGUGCAUGUUUUUGAAUUUUCUUUUUUUUCCUGUUCAAUUGAAUUGAACACAAUUUUUAACCAUCUUACAUGACUUGAUUUAAGGAAUAGACUUUCUAUGUUAUAGUAAAAGUAAAAAUGAACUACAAUUGUAACAGGUUUACUUUUGUAAAGAGAACUACAAAAAAAUCAUAAAAUAAGAAAAAGAGUUGAGCAAUUCAUACAAUACUUGAGAUUAAGAAAUCUUCACUGAAUGUCAUUCAAAUAAUUAUGUCAAGUCAUUUAGAUUUAAUAUGUUUUUGCAUAGGUGUAUGUAAAGAAGCAUAAAUGAUCAAUAUUAACUGUACAUGUAUAAUACAAUGUAUGUACAAGUAUAUGCAUUUACAUGUACACAUACAUGUAUAAGUGUUGGAAGUGUGACUGUAGCAGUGCUGUUGUAUAUAAAUUCAUGUACAUUAUAUGGUAUAUUUAAGUAACUGUUUUAAUUAUAUUUAUGAAAUAUCCAGUCUAAAAUGGAAUAAAGAAAAUCUUGUAAACUAAA
Messenger RNA from Ruditapes philippinarum (Manila clam), 2097 nucleotides. RefSeq names its product unconventional myosin-XVIIIa-like. The record is from RefSeq and is a predicted model, not a curated record. NCBI's taxonomy places the organism in Eukaryota, Metazoa, Mollusca, Bivalvia, Venerida, Veneridae. The transcript is spliced from 7 exons. Bases 1 to 651 code for a protein of 216 amino acids.